Postia placenta MAD-698-R-SB12 is the source of this 1359-nucleotide messenger RNA. RefSeq lists its product as hypothetical. Bases 1 to 1359 code for a protein of 452 amino acids. The transcript has 3 exons. Gene Ontology annotation, biological process: protein import into nucleus; RNA export from nucleus; post-transcriptional tethering of RNA polymerase II gene DNA at nuclear periphery. The record is from RefSeq and is a predicted model, not a curated record. Lineage: Eukaryota; Fungi; Basidiomycota; Agaricomycetes; Polyporales; Adustoporiaceae. Gene Ontology annotation, molecular function: structural constituent of nuclear pore. Gene Ontology annotation, cellular component: nuclear pore; nuclear pore cytoplasmic filaments.
AUGUUUGGCGGGUUUGGCAAUACAAAUGCGACUAACACCCCCGCAGCUCCUACGACAGGCGGUUUCGGCGCCUUCGGUCAGACCAACACUGCGCCAGCAACUACCAGUGCUUUUGGGAAUGCGUUUGGUCAGCAGCCACAGCAGCAGCAGCAGCAGCAGCAGCAGCAGCAACAGACCACAGGCUUCGGAGGGUUAGGCCAACCUCAGCAUAACACUGCUGGAACAGGGUUGUUUGGAGGGGGUGCCAACAAUCUGGGUGCAUCCACCAACCCAAUGAAUAUCUCUGCUCUCGGUCCGAAUCCGCAGGGUUCAUUGACCGCCUCAAUCGCACAACCCAUUGGGUCGAACUUACCCAUAUUUAACCUCUUCCCUCCCGGACCACGUGCAAUAAGCCUUGACCCACCGCCAAAGAAGAAAGUGAGUUUCUUCGCAGAUGUGCCCACGAGAACACCGGUUCCUCGAAUAGGCUUGGGCUAUGUUCCUGCACAAGCGAAGUUAAGAGGCUAUGGAUCUACCAACGCUGCACCGGGUCCGCCGAACGCAGGGAGCAGCCUUUUCUUCCAAUCCAGCAAGCCGAACGCGCUCAACUUGAGUAAAACAGCCAACGGGAAGAGCACACUUGGUCCUGAUGCACUCCUCUCGAAUGGUAACGCUAGUCCAACCUUGGGCAGCGGAUCCAGGAAGAGCGUGAAGAAACUCGUUUUGGACAAAAGGGUCGACGCAUCAGACUUGUUCAAUAAGUCGAGUUCAGGUGGCAAGGUCGUCUUUAGCUCCGCUCUUAGCGUGGCAGCGCGGGAGCGAGAGGCAGCAGCGAUAGCAGCUGCCGCGAAGCUGCCUAAACCUGCUCCGCGCACGGACAAGGCUGCGGCCGCGUCUGAGGCAGCGACGGCAGAGGCAGCGAAGCCCCGAGAGUUGCAGGACGGUGACUACUGGGUGAAGCCUGACCUCGAGACGCUGAAGAGAAUGGGACAUGAAGAGCUGGUUGCGUUCAAAGGGUUGGUGAUUGGACGGAAGGGCUAUGGGCAGAUCGAAUUCCUAGACCCUGUGGACCUGACGAACGUCUCAAAGUUGUCCAGCCUCCUGGGCCAACUCAUACGGUUCGACGAGCAGGAGUGUUCUGUAUACCCGGACACCGAGGAGGCAGACAAGCCGCCGCCUGGGUCAGGACUCAACAAUCGCGCGAGGAUCACCCUGAUGCGCUGCUGGACGCGGGAUAAGGCGACGCGGGAUCCCAUCAAGGAUCCAGAGCAUCCGCUGUCGAAGAAGCAUUACAAGCGACUCAGGAACAUGCGGAACACGCAUUUCGAGAGCUUCGACUUCGAGGAAGGGAAAUGGGUCUUCAUCGUGGAUAAAUUCUAA